GUUUACCAUGCCCACCAUCUUAGUUUAGCGUGUUAGCAUGCUAACAUAAGCUAAUUAGCAGCAAACACAAAGAGCAGCGGAGGCUGAUGGGCAGUGACCUUCGAGAUGCUGCAGAGGACCUGAGGGUGCACGAGGGGAGAUAAAAUGAUUCAUCAUCUGUCAUGAAGGUCUUAACCCAUCCUCUGACGUGCUUCAGAGGGCUGGAGUCACUUCAGGGAUGUAAGUGUUGCAGACACAUGUGUUAAAAGACCCAUGCAUGGCCCAGAGUCUGAUGAAUCCCCACGGGGGCUCCAGGGUUACGCUGAGGCAUGUUUUGUUUUCCACUUUGAUUAAAACCUGGAAAAAAAGAUGGUUACCAUGGGAGUUUCACCGGUGGAAUUAAUUAUCGGCACAAAGAGUAUAGGCUCACUUAGCUUCUCCUCAUUUCCUCAUAAACAAGCUGUGCCACAGCGUCUCUCCUCUCAGUUAUACGGAACUCUAACCAGCGUUUUCAUUGUCAGGAAGCCGCAAGAGUUCUCAUCCUUCCAGCAGAAUGCCGAGCCAGCUCGAGGGUGCAAUGGAUGCACUGAUAACGGUUUUCUACAACUACUCUGGACAGGAUGGAGACAAAUACAAGCUCAACAAGGGCGAGUUAAAGGAACUCCUCAACACAGAGCUCAAUGACUUCCUCACGUCUCAGAAGGAUCCGAUGCUCGUGGAGAAAAUCAUGAACGACCUGGACACGAACAAAGACAACGAGGUGGAUUUCAAUGAGUUUGUCGUGUUGGUGGCCGCCCUGACUGUUGCCUGCAAUGACUUCUUCCAAGAGCAGAAGAAGAAAACCAAGUAGAUGUCUUGUGAAAACCAGCUGUAAAUCUUCAAUUGUUUAAAAAUGUCAUGACAUUAAAAAAACAAUACAGUAAA
Molecule: messenger RNA, 903 nt
Organism: Perca fluviatilis (European perch)
Lineage: Eukaryota; Metazoa; Chordata; Actinopteri; Perciformes; Percidae
Gene: s100z
Product: S100 calcium binding protein Z
Exons: 5
Coding region: 533-829 (98 amino acids)
Cellular component (GO): cytoplasm
Molecular function (GO): calcium ion binding
Source: RefSeq, a predicted model, not a curated record